UUAAAGCCAGCAGAUUCAUUCAUAGGGCUCUCUCACUCUUUCUGAUUUAUAUUUGAAAAAAAAAAAUCUUUAUGAAUUCUCUUCUGUCACCAUCUCUUCCCACCUGUAAUUCCCUAAUUCCUCUCUCUCUCUCUCUCUCUCUCUCAAAUUUGAGCUCUCCAGUUGAAGAAAACCCAAUCUCAUAAACAGGGCAUGUAUGUUUGCCGAGAAAAUUUUCCGGGUUUCUUCAUGUUCAUGUCUGAAACCGAGCAUAAAGCUUGAGCCUUUGUGAGCCCUUCUCCGUUUUUUUCCCUCCCAUGAAAUUUUCUCGGGAAAAUAUGAAGUGGGUUUUCCCGGAAAUCAAAGCAACCCAGAAUUUCAUCUCUCCUUCACCACCACUGAUGAUACCGCCUCCUCCACCGAUUCGGCCCGACACUAGCUUUGAUCUGAACAGUAAGAUCAGCCCCAGUAUUCUCCUGAUAAUCAUCAUCUUGUCAAUCAUCUUCUUCAUCUCUGGUCUGCUACAUCUUCUGGUUAGAUUCCUUCUAUCACCAUCGAACAGAGACAGAGACGAUUAUUUCGACAAUGUCACAGCACUUCAAGGCCAGUUACAGCAGCUCUUUCACCUGCAUGACUCUGGUGUUGACCAAUCCUUCAUCGACACUUUACCUGUGUUUCAUUACAAAUCCAUCAUCGGCCUGAAGAAUCACCCAUUCGAUUGUGCUGUUUGUCUCUCUGAGUUCGAGUCAGAGGACAAGCUCAGGCUUCUGCCCAAAUGCAGCCACGCUUUUCACAUGGACUGUAUAGACACUUGGCUUCUGUCUCACUCGACUUGUCCCUUGUGCAGAUCCAGUCUGCUCUCUGAUUUCUCAUCGCAGUAUGCCCCCUGUUCUUCAUAUCUUCUUGUUCUUGAGUCUGGUAGUGAUCAUAGCUCAAGAGAGAUUGCCAUGGACAGAGACAAUGCAUCCUGCGCUGCUGGUAAUGAAGACACUGCUGGAAGAAACAAUUCAUGUCUUGCACCAGAUUCUCACUCGCAGUCCAAUCCCCAUCUGGGAUUUGAUGGAAGCCUCGAUCUUGGAUCGACCCAUCUCGAUUCGGGUCACAAAUCUGGCGGGAUUCCUCUAAAAUCCGUUGCCACUCAAGUCUCAGAUGGUGAAAUGACCAACUCAGGUGAAAAGGUUGUUCCUUUUGCAGUUAAGCUAGGGAAGUUUAGGAACGUAGAUGACGUGGGUGAAGGUAGUAAUGAUAAGAACAUUAGUGAUAGCAGUAACGUAGAUGAAAGGAGGUGUUUUUCAAUGGGAUCAUAUGAAUACAUAAUGGAUGAAGAAUCUGCACUUAAAGUUAAUGUCUCGGCCAAGAAACUGUCCAGAAAGGAACCUCGGUUGCCCGGUCACAGGACUGCAAUGUCUGAAUGUGGUUGUGAUGGAAAAGGAGUAUUCAGAUUCAGUAGAACCGAAUCAAUGAGAAUCACUGAAGAAAAAGAGGCAAACGGGAAGGGGAAAGGUAUCGAGAAGAAUGUCGUGAAAAGAGAGAGCUUCUCGGUGUCGAAAGUAUGGUUAAGGGGCAAGAAAGAGAAGCAGAAGGCUCCAAGAGAGGAUUGUUCUUUGGCAUCUUCAUCAAGAAGAGCAUUUUCAUUCAGAUUUCCGGUCCAACGAUCAAUACCCGACGGUAAGAACGAGGCCGGUAGCGACGAGGAGAAUCAGAAGAGCGAGAAUUCGGAAUCUUUGGAGACAAAAACACCAUCUUUUGCAAGAAGGACCAUGCUUUGGCUUGCAGGGAGACAAAACAAGGUUGUUCAUUCUUCUCCUGCAUCUCAUGUCUAGUUCCUUUGUAGAAUUUUUUUUAAAAAAAUUAUAUAAUAUUUCGGACAUUGGUUUCUUUUGUUUUGUCUUCUUAAGAGCAAUAGCAGAUUGAAUGAAUCAUUGUAGAAAUCA
Messenger RNA from Tarenaya hassleriana, 1913 nucleotides. Its product is annotated as RING-H2 finger protein ATL13. Lineage: Eukaryota; Viridiplantae; Streptophyta; Magnoliopsida; Brassicales; Cleomaceae. The transcript has a single exon. The coding region runs from base 297 to 1802 and encodes 501 amino acids. The record is from RefSeq and is a predicted model, not a curated record.